AGUCACCGCAGUACUAGAGAUCAUGCGCGGAUCCUGUUCCGACGUUUGAUUGCUACCUACAAGAAGCAUCGGCUUCAUCCCCAUGGUAUCCUCCUCUUCUUCUUCCUCCACCCCGCCCGCCGGCGGGUCCGCCGGUUCUUCCGCCGAGCCACCCGAAAACCCGCUCGCCCCCGGCACGGAGUUCGGCGACAUCCUGCAGCACGCGUGCAAGAUUAUGCAUUGCAAAAAUGUCUGGGCCUGGAAGGUUGGAACAUGUGAUGCUAAACCUGAAUCACGCAAAAAUCUGUGUUGCAUGAUUUUGAUUACCAAACGCUGUCCACUCUUGAUCAAGUUGAGAGUGAGCUUCUCAUGCAGGAUAGGCAUGAUAGUGAUCUCACGGAAUCUGUCGUGCUAGGUCCUCCAUUACAGAUCGUAUGGGUCAUGGAAAACCUGCAUGACACGUCGCGCAAAGUCCCAGACGCAGACACUUUUGCAUUUGAUAAAGAUCAAGGGCGAGCAAAUGACGGAGAAGCGGAAACGCUUCGAAUCGCUCCCGCUCUACCUGUAUCAAAUGCAAAAAUGUCUGGGUCUGGAAGAUUGCGAGAUUUGUCAUGCUUGUCUGGCAUGACCAAAAAGUUUGUGAUGCGUGUCCAAGAAGAGCAAGAGACCCUUUUGCCUGUCAUGCAACAACGCAGUUUGUCACGCGAAAAACGCAACACAAAGAAGCGCAGAUAUUUCUCAUGCUUGCCUGUGCAUUACAGGGCGUUCACUAUUCCCAACGCAGCAUUACAAGUUUCCAGACCCAGACAUUUUUACAGUUGGUAACCUGCAGCACACGCUAUUUUUCGGGGAACGGAAGGAGAUGCGGGAAAUGCGUAUUACAAUGAAAAACGCACCCACCCCCGAACUUGGGAGCAUUUGUAUUGCAAACCUUUCCAAGUGAAACAUUCGCCGUCUUGCAUCUAUCAGCAUCACAGGUUUCCAAUGGUGAAUAGCAAAAAUUUGUAUUGCCAAAGACCCCAGCAAGAGCGGCGCUUGUCAUGCAAGCGAUGCGAUGCACGCCUAGACUCUGCAUCAGAAAGAUUCAUACUCCUUUCAUGCAUGACAAAAAGUUUUCAUUUGGAAACUUCGCAUCACAGAUUUUUGCUUUUGCAACUUCAGGGGUGGGGGGCACUUUUCACUGUAAUAAUGCGGUUGCUGUCUUUCCAAGACCGGAUGAAGGAAGCGAUGGCGAUGAAGCAGAAGGGGAACGAGUUGUUUUCGCAAAACAACUGUGCCGACGCAGUGCAUGAGUACGAAAAAGCCGCGGGCUUGUUUGCGUGGGUGGAGAGCAGAGAUCCGGCGUGGAAAAACAGCCAAAGAGGCAUUGACGACGAUGUUUUGGUCGUGGUGAUCGCGGGGGAAGAGGAAGAGGAGAAAUUGAAUUCGGGGAAAGCGAGUAGCAGCAGACGCGAAGUUUUCCUCCGGUCGGACGAGUACUUCGAGUUGGUUUCGACGUCGUGUAAGAAUCGAAACGAAGAAGGUAAUAUUUUUGCUGUUUCGCAUGACAAACUCCAGCCGACGUCAAGGUCUAUGUUCCACACCGGCGCGAAUGCGGACAGUGGCCGGGUGAGUGGUGGUAGUCUCGGUGUGAAGCGCAGUGUUGGCGGAGCAUCUUCGUCAACUGCUAAUCAAAACAACCUCGGCCCACGGGAAACGAGCGGAGGAAGUAGCAGCAGUAGCAGUGCAUGCCCUUCUUCUUCGGUUCUAAACUCGGCGACAUCCUCUUCGCAGGGCAGCCCGACUACUACUACCGCAUCGGAGUUCCGCGAAACCUGCGCUCUCAACAUCGCCGCCUGCUAUUUGAAAUCCGGGCAGUACUACGACUGCAGGCUGGUCUGCACCGCGAUUUUGCAGCAGAUGAACCCGAGUUGCGUGAAAGCGCUGUACCGGCGGGCGCAGUGCCACGUGGCCAGUCCGGGGUCAGGCAGUGUGGAGAUCGACUGUGCAAUCGCAGAUUUGGGGCGGGCGCUAGAAUUACAGCCGGGGUCGAAAGAAGUAUGUAUUUGUUUUUGACAAUGUGAAUGUCACGUUGUUUCUGUCACGCGUUCUUUGCAUGUCAGCACCCCUAGAACGGCUUUUACAUAUGCAACCUGAGCAUGACAAACUCACAUCAAAUCCUCAGAUCCGUGCCCUGUACCAGCGUUGCCGUGAGGAGAAGAAAGAAAUGGACCGGAAGAGCAAGCAAACCUUCAAAGGAAAACUCUUUUCCGCCUCUGCAGCAGACUCGUACGCGGUGAACCGCAAUGAAAAUAGUACAUCUUCGUCCACCAACUUCGACCCGUUACUGCAGAAAGCGCGCGACCGUGCGUUUCAGCAGCAAACAGGAGCAGGCGGGAACAAGGGGGAUCCUAUGACGCAGAAGAUCCACGACGCCAUGCUUCUUCGGGAUUUGUACCAGCGAAACGGGAAGUUUGAGGAGGCGAGAAAACUGGACCAGGAGAUUGAACAGGCGAAGCGGGCGAUGAAACAGGCAAUUGAUUACGCGAACCCGACCCAGGAGAUGAUCGAAGAAGCCAAGCAGUACGGGCUAGAUCUGCUCGAUCCGGUUGUGCAACGGGAGUUACUCGCGGUGCAGGAACGAAGCAGACGGGGAGAGGAGAUUCUAGAUGAAGAAGACUCCGAUACUGUUGGUGGUCAAAGUAAGAAUCUCUCUGGUGGAAUGGGAGCAAAUGCAAGUACUAACCCGGAUUCCAACUGGUGGCGGUACUUCAUUUUCUUCCUUAUCCUCGGCUUCGGCUGGCGGUUUUACGCAACGGGGAUCUACUCGAAGGUGUUUGAGUUGCUCUUUUAUGGCAAAGUGGACUUCUUUGGGGAAGACGGUGGGAAUUACAGGGCAAAUAAUUUUCCUGGAUCUACUUCGGGUGGACCGCCGCCGCGCCAUGGCCAUGACGCGUGGGUAGAGGAUGAUUUGUAGAGACAAUUGAUUCUGUGGGUGCGACGCUUGCGAGCGUGCUGAUGAGUUCUUUGACAUCGCCGGCCACUUUGGCUGUGCCAAGAAUUGAAAGUGAAUGAAAUGAAAUUGGUCUUCGUCUUGGUGCUCUUUGGUUUGAUUUUGCACCCGAACCUACCUGUACCUCUUUGAGCAAGCAUGUGGCCGCAGUGGCAUGUGGACGCGAAGU
Messenger RNA from Amoebophrya sp. A120, 3140 nucleotides. The record is from the annotation of a GenBank genome assembly. Lineage: Eukaryota; Dinophyceae; Syndiniales; Amoebophryaceae.